GAAACCCCAACAGUAAAAAAUAAAUCAUCCAUCCCCUUAACAAAAUGGCAUCCGCCGAAAAGCGAUGCCUGUACGAAGUCCUCGGCGUCGGCCGCGAAUGCACACCCGACGAAAUCCGGUCGGCGUACAAGCGGAUGGCCCUCCAGCGCCACCCCGACAAGCUCGUUCAGAGCGGCGUCCCUGAAGCCGAAGCCACCGCCCUUUUUCAGGAGCUCGUCAACGCCUACGAGGUCCUCUCCGACCCGAAGGAGCGUGCGUGGUACGACUCUCACCGGAACCAAAUCCUGUUCUCCUCCACCUCCACUUCCGCCGCCACCGGUUCGUCCAGUUUCGUGCCCGACGUAUUUUCGUUCUACUCGAAUUCGGUUUAUUCUGGGUAUUCGGACUCCGGGCGGGGGUUUUAUAAGGUUUAUGGAGAUUUUUUCGAUAAGAUUUAUCAGAAUGAAUUGAGUUUCUCGAAGAAAUUAGGGUUGCCGCUGCCCAAGGAAGCUCCUGUGUUGGGCAAUUUGGAGAGUCCUUACGCUCAGGUCACAGCAUUCUAUAACUACUGGUUAGGGUUUGUGUCGGUACUGGACUUCUUCUGGGCAGACCAGUAUGAUGUUAUGGCGGGCCCCAACAGAAAGUCGAGGAGGCUAAUGGAGGAUGAGAACAAGAAGUUGAGGAAAAAGGCUAAGAGAGAGUAUAACGAUACAGUGAGGGGACUGGCGGAGUUUGUGAAGAAGAGAGAUAAACGAGUAAUUGAUAUGCAAAUAAAGAGGAACGAGGAGAUGGAAAAGAAGAAAGAGGAGGAGAAACAGAGGAAAAAAGAGCUGGAGAGACUGAAAGCUGAAAAAGCACAAAGUUACGAGGAGCCCGAAUGGGCGAAAGUAGAGGAGUUUGAGGAUGACUACGAGGAUGAGGAUGUGGUGGAGGAAAAGAAAGACGAGUUAUAUUGUGUGGUCUGUAGCAAGAAGUUCAAGAGCGACAAACAGUGGAGGAACCACGAGCAGUCUAAGAAGCACAAAGAGAAGGUGGCAGAACUGAGGGAAGCAUUUAGCGAGGAGGAUAAAGAAUAUGAAGCUGCAGGAGGAGAGAAUGAAAGAGCGGUAGAUGAAGAAACGGAGGUGGAUGAAAACGGGGUUCACUACUUGUCAGCAGAUGAAAACGGUGUAAAUGAGUUACAGGAGCAAUUUGAAAACAGUUUCGGUAAGCAAGAAGAUGAUGAUAGUGAUGAUGGAAAAACGGGACCCACGGAGGCAAAAGACUUUGCUGACGUGGAUAAUGAAGAUGAUGAUGAGACAAGUGUGCUUGAAGCUAUGUUGUCUGGGCAUAAGGGUAAGAAGAAAGUGCGUAAUCAGCCAAAGGCACCAGUUGAGAAAAUUCAAGCGGAAGAUGAUAGUGAUGAAUUGGAGUUUAUGGAGUACAAUGACACGAAGGGUUCACGGAGAAACAAAGGGGGAAGGAGGCGAAGGGCUAAAAGACAAGAAGAGGCAGAAGCUGAUGUGGCGGAUGAGGCAGAAACAGUGAAAGCUGAUGUGGCGAAGGAGGCAGAAACAGUGAAAGAUUAUGUGGCAGAGGAAAAUGGUGAGGCUAAGGAACUUGAUGAGGGAGAUAAUGAUGCUGGGGAGUCGGGUUCUAAUUGUUUACCAGAGUCGGAGUCUAAGAGGAAAGUCGAUGAAUCCGAUGCAACAAAAAUGCACCAUAAGAAUCCACAGCAAGCUGUUAACAAGAAAAAUGCCAAAAAGAAGGAAAAUGCUUCUAAAUUGAAGGCUGCACCGAAAGGAAGAAAACAAAAGGCUGCAGUAAAUAACCCUGACAACGCAUGUGAAACGUGUGGCGAAGAAUUUGAAACAAGGAAUAAAUUGCAUAGACAUUUGGGAGAAACCGGUCACGCUUCACUAAAAUCUCGAUGAUGGUUUAUUCGAGUAACAAAGCUUGAAGAUUUUUUGUAUGUCCCGUAAUUGCGUAUGCACUCAAAGUUUUGCUAAGAGCUUCUAAUUCCGUUUUUAUUUUUAAAUUUAAUGGGAAAAGCUCUGUAAUACGUGGAUGUAUAUGAGCCUAUUUUUCGUAAUUUAGGUUCUGGAAGAAGUCCUCCCGAGUAGGUGAAAAAUAUUGAACUGGACUUGAUAGAAAAAUACAGUAUAUACUUUUGAAGAUAUCAUUGUAAGCUGGGGGUUAUCUGCAAUAGGAAAAUGCAGCCCCCGCUUGUUACAUCUAUUGUUACUUGCUGUGAUUGCUAAUAUUUUUCUUUUCUUGGGAAAUGUGGAAGCUUUAUACCUCAUUUAUCUU
Molecule: messenger RNA, 2268 nt
Organism: Erythranthe guttata (spotted monkey flower)
Lineage: Eukaryota; Viridiplantae; Streptophyta; Magnoliopsida; Lamiales; Phrymaceae
Product: DNAJ heat shock N-terminal domain-containing protein
Molecular function (GO): nucleic acid binding; zinc ion binding
Source: RefSeq, a predicted model, not a curated record